Messenger RNA from Xylaria bambusicola, 1187 nucleotides. RefSeq lists its product as uncharacterized. The record is from RefSeq and is a predicted model, not a curated record. The transcript is spliced from 3 exons. The coding region runs from base 1 to 1158 and encodes 385 amino acids. Lineage: Eukaryota; Fungi; Ascomycota; Sordariomycetes; Xylariales; Xylariaceae.
AUGGUCAACAUAAGCUUCGAACUAUCGCAGCAUGAGUUGGAGUGGCAGUACGAGCAUCGCCAUGAGACGCGGGUACCUGGGCUCAUCAUGGCAUGCGUCUGCACGGCCAUUGCCUCGGCGGUCAUAGUGUCCCUACGACUUCUGUCUCGACGGUUACGGCACGGUCGGCUUCAUCUGGACGCGAGCGAUUGGUUUCUGCUUGUGGCCUGGAUAUUCUUCGCCGCUGUGAACAUUUCUUGGGCUGUGGGAACUAAGUUUGAAAUUGGACGGCACGCGGUAGUGGUCACGGACAUCCGUAAAGUUCAGGUCAUAGCCGUUGUUGGUGAGGUGGCAUAUACUUUCGCCAUUACCUUGAUCAAGUUCAGUGUCCUGGCGCUAUACGCAAGGGCUUUCCCAGGGCCAAAGUUUCGCUACUGCGUGUGGGGAGUUGCCCUCUUUGUGUUUGGUUGGGGCAUGUCUGGUUCUGUUGUCGCUAUUUUCCAAUGCAAGUCUAUCGACGAUGUCUGGCGACCGAAUACCCGAGACCUCUGUAUCAGCUUGGGCCUACGGAAUCUUGUUUUUGGUAUUAUCAAUGUUGUCACGGAUAUAAUUAUCAUGGCUAUGGUGAUACCUUUAGUCUGGAAUCACAAGGUGAUGGGGCAGGAAAGGUGGCUAGUGCUAGCAACUUUUGCUGUUGGGAUUAGUGCCUGGGCUCUGGGCAUCGUGCGACUCCCAUUUUCCAUCAAAGUCAGCGCAAACGAUAGGACAUGGGAUGCUGCACCCACCGUCAUCGUUAGCUUGCUUGAGAUCGUCGUCGGCAUGCUAGCGGUCUCGAUGCCAACCUAUCUCCCGCUUUACAAGCACAUAUUCAGAGGCGGAAGCUGCAGGAUGAGCAACGGCAGCCAUGUCUGCAGCUACAAGGAGACCUUGCACAUGGGUCUUUACGGCAAAGGAACGCACAAUGCCGUCAACGUCACUUCCCCUGGGACUCAUAUGGGAAGCAAUCAUGCCGGUAUCAGUGUCACUAAUCAUAUAGAACUGAUUAGACAUACCAAUGAAAGUGGACAGUGGGUUAGGGUCACAGAUGACGAAGACGAAGAGUUGUGUGAGCCUACCAGGAGAGAGGCGCACGAAAAUGAGUCGUCUACUUCCGUAGCUACCAAAAGUCAGAUAGUAUAAUGAAAAUAGAAUUCGUCUUGCUGAUUACA